Messenger RNA from Caenorhabditis sp. 36 PRJEB53466, 210 nucleotides. The record is from the annotation of a GenBank genome assembly. NCBI's taxonomy places the organism in Eukaryota, Metazoa, Nematoda, Chromadorea, Rhabditida, Rhabditidae.
AUGUCUCAUCUUUAUUUCUGCAGUGUCGGACAGCGUCAACUGGUGUGUCUGGCCCGUGUUCUUCUCCGCAAGAUCCGUGUGCUUGAUGAAACGACGACCGCCGUCAUUGUCUCCACGGACGCAUUGAUCCAGAAGACGAUCCGCGCGGGAGUUUGCCAACUCGACAGUUCUCACCAUCGCUCGCCGGCUGAAUACCACCGUGGACUAUGA